GCCGCCUCUUUCUUCCCAUUGACCUUUUGUUACAAGUAUCGUCCAAUAUGGGUGUCGAUCAAAGGGCUGGAGAUAUCGAGCUUUCGACUGUGGUGGAGCGAACAGAGGAUGAUCAAUCUCAGGAUCUGGAAGUCUCAAACAUUUUCGGUAGAGCCGAAGACGGCGAGGUUUUCUCGCUUCCUCCGGCUGAUGGUGGAAAAGACGCAUGGCUGUUUUUGAUCUCAUGCGUUAUUUUCGAAGCCGUCUCUUGGGGCUUCCCUUUCAGCUUUGGUGUUUUCCAGGCCUACUAUGCACAGCAUUUUGAGGGCAAUGAAUCUAGCGUCGCAGCCAUCGGAACCACUGCAACAGGUCUGCUGUAUGUUUCGGCUCCUUUCUGGUUCGUCCUCAACAAGAUGAAUCCAAGAUGGCGUAGACCAAGUGUCUUUGUCGGCUUUGUCGUGAUGAUCGCCUCACUCAUCGGUGCAUCUUUCGCAAACUCGGUCAGCCAGCUCAUCGCAACACAAGGUGUCAUGUAUGCCAUCGGAGCCUCCAUGCACUAUUACCCUCUCUUCAUAUACUUGGACGAAUGGUUUGUGCAAAGACGUAACUUCGCUUUCGGAUGCAUCUGCGCAGCUUGCGGCGCUGGAGGUGUCGUGAUACCCUUUGCUCUUGACUGGGUCCUGAGGACGUAUGGCUUCCGUACUGCAUUGAGAGUAUGGGCGAUUGUUGCCGUCGUGCUCACCACGCCAGCACUCUUCUUCAUGAAGCCAAGACUUCCUGUACGACACCACACCAACGUCGGACCACAGCGAGUUGAGAUGGGAUACUUGAAGAGCCGAACUUUCUGGAUCUUGCAGUGUGCCAGUAUUGUUCAGGGACUAGGCUUCUUCUUGCCAAGUGUCUACUUGUCGUCUUUUGCUCAGUCAGUUGGCUUCACUGCUGUGGAUGGCACACUGGCAAUUGCUCUCAUCAACGGCGCUCAGAUCGUUGGAGCUAUGUUCAUCGGAUACCUAGGUGACAGAUGCCAUGUCACGACAGGCAUUCUCGUCUGUAGUAUUGGCAGCGUCGUCGCCGUGUUUGUUUUCUGGACCUUCGCCACGAUCAAGCCGAUGCUGUUCAUCUUCGCCUUCCUUUACGGUGUCUAUGCAGGAGGAUACUCGACAACCUGGUCCGGCGUGGCAAAGACAGUACGCGAAAAUGGCUAUCCAGGAGCAGAGACUGGAAUGAUCAUCUCACUAUUCAGCUGCGGCAAGGGAAUCGGUGCUGUGGUCUCAGGACCUUUGAGUGAAGCUCUUGUCAAAUCAGACAGCUGGAAGUCAAAGGCGCCCUUUGCCUUCGGGACUGGCUAUGGUUCGCUGCUUGUGAUGACUGGUGUAACUGCUUUCGUUGGCGGAUCUGCUUGGUACGCGAAACAGUUCAAGUUGAUCCAUUGAAGCCCGUUGUGUAUGUAGCAUAAAAGCUUUGUCGCUUCGUAUUAGACCUUAACAUCUUCGUAAUACGAUGAGCCAUGUUUUCUUCAGUCAAAACAAUCUUGGAAUACGAAGAUCUGGUGAUUGUGAAAGGAUCCAAACGACAAGUAAACGCUUCUUGAACGAACAUCGCCUGCACCAAAUGUUGUCCGGUGUACACAUACACGCCAUAUCUGCAAUUCACCUUAUCCCCGGAUGUAGAAU
Molecule: messenger RNA, 1652 nt
Organism: Aureobasidium subglaciale EXF-2481
Lineage: Eukaryota; Fungi; Ascomycota; Dothideomycetes; Dothideales; Saccotheciaceae
Exons: 2
Coding region: 48-1412 (454 amino acids)
Biological process (GO): transmembrane transport
Cellular component (GO): fungal-type vacuole membrane
Molecular function (GO): transmembrane transporter activity
Source: RefSeq, a predicted model, not a curated record